Molecule: messenger RNA, 1890 nt
Organism: Arachis stenosperma
Lineage: Eukaryota; Viridiplantae; Streptophyta; Magnoliopsida; Fabales; Fabaceae
Product: protein FAR1-RELATED SEQUENCE 5-like
Exons: 9
Coding region: 1-1890 (629 amino acids)
Biological process (GO): regulation of DNA-templated transcription
Source: RefSeq, a predicted model, not a curated record
AUGGAGAAUGAUGGCAAAGAGUCGUAUAAAGAUGGUGAUCAAUUUGAAGAUUUAAGUGUUGAGUAUGAGUGCAGUUCCGAUGAAAGUGAUGAUAUGGUGGAUGUAACUGUAGAUGAAGCAGAGGCAGAUAUAAUUAAUGUUGAUGGUUUUGAAAAGUUGAUAACUGAUUUGACCAUUGAAGACAUAUGGAAUUGGUACUUGAAGACAGUGGAUGCUAAUGACAACAUUAAUACAAGACAAUUGGUUUGCAAUAAAGCAGGAGAAAGACAUUGGAAGCACUUUAACAGGGACAAUCAGCAAAGAAAGCAUAGGGCAAUUACUCGAUUAACUGCAGGACGAGGAUUCGUUUCAUUCGUCACUAUAGAAUGGUACAGACAUCUUAUUGCCGCAAAUCGUGGGCUUAAUGAGGCCGAUAAAACACAAGCAGACAGCUUGCGAGCAUUUGGUGUUAAAACUUGCCACAUAAUAGGUUACAUGGUUUUCCAAAAAGGUGGAGAUGAUAAAUUGAGUUUUACCAGCAAAGACUUACAUAACCACAUUAGUAAGACUAGGCGUGGUAAAAUGAAAGACGGUGAUGCAUUUGUUGCGUUGGCCUAUCUGUUGUCUAAGGCAGACAGUGACCCGUUAUUUCUAGGAAAGUUCACCUUAAAGGAGGGUAGGUUGGAUAAUUUGGUGUGGGCUGAUGGAGAAAGCGUUAUUGAUUACGAAUGUUUUGGCGAUGUACUCGUUUUUGACACCACUUACAAGAAAAAUGUCUACAACAAGCCCUUAGUCAUAUUUUCAGGGACCAACCACCAUGGCCAGACAACUAUCUUUGGAUGUGCUCUGCUCUCAGAUGAAAGUUCCGAAUCUUUCAAGUGGGCACUGAAGGAAUUUUUGGAAAUCAUGUCAGGAAAACUACCCGGAGGCGUUAUGACAGACGGAGACCAUGCUAUGAGAGAGGCUAUCUUAGAAGUAUUUCCUGGUAUACCACGCCGCCUUUGUGCAUGGCAUCUCCAUCGUAAUGCGAGAUGGAGCGAGAUCAUAUCCAAAUACGGACUUGCCGAGAAUGAAUGGAUCCAGAGCAUCUAUAAUGACAAAAUGAAGUGGGCUACCGCAUAUUUGAGGGAGCACUUCUUUGGCCGCAUAAGAACUACAUCACAGUGUGAGGGAAUUCAUUCAUUAUUGAAGAACUAUGUUGACAGUUUUGAGAAACAAGAUGCUGUUUUGACUACGUGCUUAGAAAGUUUUGAGAAACAAGCUGCUGAACUUUAUACUAGAAAUAUUUUUAAACUUGUGAAAGAUGAGAUAGAAGCAACAGGUGCCUUAAAUGUGACUGAAUGCCCAAAGAGUGGAGACAUUGUUGAGUACAACACGACCAACUAUAGGGAAAUAUCAGGUGAGUUACUUAAGCUAAUUUCGAAGGUACAAAAUAAAGGUGAUGCACAAGCGAGGCUUUCUCCCAUGUCAACGCUAAUAGGUGAUCCAGCUGUUGUGAAGACAUGUCCAUUACUUGUCAAGGGAGACUCACCCGCCGAAUACUCAAAUGUUGAAGAUGAACCAAUGGUUGAAGAAUGUGAUGCCAAUAAACAGACUCCCUCUCAGAACACAAAAUCAAGAGAAAAUACACCCGUGCACAAUAACAAUAAUUUUAAAACUGAAGAAAUCACUCGAACUCAAGAGACAUUAAAAGAUAAGACUAACACAUCAGGAAUAGACGAGACCGAAGUUCCAGAUACAGCCACAACCAAGAUAACAGGAUUGCCACAAUAUCCUAUGCAUCAUUAUCCAGUUGUCCUUCCUUAUCAACCUUAUGGUGGAGUCCUCCCUAUUCCUUUUCAUCCUGUUCCAAAUGGCAUGGCGUACUUCAACCAAUAUCCUUCUACAAAUGAACCAACGAAGAACAAUUAA